This is a messenger RNA of Ooceraea biroi (clonal raider ant), 4566 nucleotides long. RefSeq lists its product as uncharacterized. Lineage: Eukaryota; Metazoa; Arthropoda; Insecta; Hymenoptera; Formicidae. The record is from RefSeq and is a predicted model, not a curated record.
GGAAGGAUGUCGAUGCGCCGUCGGUGGUCGGUUUCGGGGGUUGACUCGCGCCGCGGGGGCGAUGAGCGCAUUUCCCUCCGUCCUGAGACUGACCUGCUGCUGCUGCCGCCGCCACCGCCGUUGCUGCUGGCCCCUGCUGACCUGCCUCAUCAUCAUCGUCGUCCUGAUACCUGCGCUCUGCACUACCAGCGACACGCCGCGGCAGGUGGUGCGCCGGAUCAUCCGCGAACGGCCUGUAGAAGGUGAUGAUGAUACGCUGGGGCACCGGUCGACCUACCUCGGCGACGACGUCGACGUCGUCUAUGACGACGAGCAGGUGCCUGCCGAGGAUGACGACCCCGACGACUGGUUCCAGAGAAACAUCACCGCGGAGAAAGGGCGGUACCUGGGCUCGCCUUGCGACUUCGUGUGCAACCCCGAGUUACAGCACGUGUUCUGUGAUUCAAUCACCGGCCACUGCGAGUGCGAAAAGUUCUAUCCUGUUCGUCUCGGCCCUACGAAGGGAUGUGCCAAACCCAAAAGACUCGGAGAACAGUGCUUCUAUCGUGCGACGUGCACUUUCGCGGACCAGCAUUCAACGUGCACCCAGGUUCAACACAAUGCGGUAUGCGACUGCGAGCAGGGAUAUCACAGGGUUGCUCUAUCUAGGCCUAACAAGAAGGUUUUCUGUGCGGAGGAUCUGGCGCUGAUAACUACAGACCUCCCGACCCUACUCUGCAUAGCAUCGGGGAUAGCCAUCUUCACGGCGAUGAUAUGCUUCGUGCUCAAACUAUUCAGCAGGGCGAGGUAUUCAAGGCCGCGGCACUAUGCCAACGCCAAUCAUGCGCCACCCAUGCUGUUUUCCAGUGAUACAGGCAUUCCGUUAACGCUGCACGGGCGACCGUCCUCCCGAUCCAGCCAGCGCAGCGGCAGCGCUGGACCCCUGAGCUGCGCGUUCACCAGGAGGCCCAGCAGUGGCGGCAGCCGUGGACCCCUGGUACCAGCUUCCAGAGCAGGUGCGGCACGGGCCGCAGCCAUCUUGCUUAUAUCGUGUCACCUGCAGGCGACCAAAGGCAACAACAAGCAUCGACGUACCCUUAGUGACGUAGCCGAGGGAUCGUCCGACGGCCUCGGUUCCCGCCGUCCUAGUUUAGCGUCGGUUCACAGUUCGACAUCCUCGUCCCGUAGUUACAGCACUCGUCGACUCGAGAAGGAGAGGAACGACAAGGAGCAGCGCCAAGCGGUCCAGGAGCUCCGACUGACGAAGCAGCGGGAGCAGCUGCAGCAGCAGCAGCAGCAACAGGUGGUACCGACGCCUAGUCCCAGGACACCCCAUUCCACGGACGAGUUGCUGCCUUCAGUCGAGGAGGGGAAGGAAGUCUUUUACAACGACCAGGUACCGACGACGUCAGACGUAUCAGACACUAUCCCGAUGACGACGACUACGAUGACGAUGACGACGACGACGACGAUAACAACGGCGAUAACCGCUACCAACGCGAGCACACCCCAAACGGGCGAGAACGCGCCUAUGGAAACGCCAACAACGUCCAUCUUCGACGCGAGAGUUGCGCCACGGGCUUCCGACGAUAUUUUUCAAGUAUAGUCUUCGUCAAAUACGGUCAAGUCAUUGGACUCGCAGUUUAUUAAUGACCUUUUUAUCGUAUUUGCAAGAACCAACCGCGACAUAUUCAUAAAAGAAGGAAACGCAUAUGUAUAAAACAAAGUGUGGAGAUACGCUUGCGAUAAGAUAAAAAGCUCCAAUAUAAAUAGAGAUGCACAAAUAUCGAAAAUAAAUUAAAUUUAUAUUCUGUCCACAUCAUAAAAUCUGUUUCUUUAUACACGAUAUAAAUGUGAAUAUUAUGACGUAAAAGUUUCGAAGCUUCAACCAUUUUUGUUUCAAAUUUUAUGAGAAUUAACUGCAUACGUGUACAUUUUUCGUAGAAUUAUGUAUUUAUAAUAUUUAUAAUCUCAUUUAAGAAGCGUAAAAUGUGCAAAUGCACUUCACAAUAGAUUUUAUGAUGUGGACAAAAUAUUGAUGCAAAUAGAAGGCACUAUCUGAAUGAAUUGUACUUGGGCACAAGUGUACUUAAACGAGCUAGAAAAGAUUGCGAUAUAAUAAGGCGUAUUUUUACUCGAUACUUGCACAGACAAAUAAGUAUUCACGAAUGCAGCUGGACAUUCAAAAAAGAGCGGGGACUAAUGAAUUUAAGCAAAGCAAUCAAUGCAAAAGACGGUAAUAACAGAUUCUUUUCUCGAAUAUCUAACGAUAGGCAAAAAGAUAUUGGGAUCAUAACUACGGAUGAGCGCGAAAAAAGUGCAUUUACGCUUAGGUAUUUAAUAUGCGCCACGCAAAGAUUCGAGAUUGAUGACGAAAUAUUUUCAAUUAAUCGGAGAACGAUACUAGAAGAGAACUGGCGUGCGUUUCAAUGCUUCAGAUUAAUUAAAACCAGGACUUGUAUUAUCGUACCGAACGCAAAUGCUCCACAAAAGAAAAUUUUGGAAUCCUAUAAAAAUUGUAGACUUAUCAAAUAAUUAAAUUUCUUUUGGAAUCGAAAGAUUUUCAAUUGUACAAAUUUACAAAUUGACAAAUUUGUGUUCUUACAAAGAAGCUCGGUCAGAGAUGGAGAUUUUUGGAGAUCAAUUAUGCCAGAAAAAAAUGAAUUAUAUCAAUUAACCAAAAUUUCAUCGAUUACAUGUUUUUUAAUGUAACUUUAUGUAGUUUACAUAUCAAAAAGAUACGUGUGUCAUUAUAUGAUUACAUAUCGGAGACCAUGUAUGUAUACCUGACGAAAGCAUUGAUUCGCGUAAAAGAGGCUACUGACCAUUUUAAAAAAGAAUUCGUCGUAAAACAUUUUGCAUGAUUCCCACAAAUACGAUCGUACUUGAUUCGAAGUACAAUAAUGAUUAUUCGAAUUUAUCCAGAGCUAGGGAAAUCGUUUCGGUGUCUCAAUGAUAUAUCCGUUCAAUGAUUACACGUAAUCGCCAUGACCAUUUUCAGUCGAGCUGCGAAUAAAAUUCAUAUGAAUCGUUGGUCCUAGUGUGACCACAACGUAUACGGAUUACAUGCAAAACAGUAUCUCGCUCGAUAUUUUGCUCGAGCGAGAUUAUUGCGCCAUAGAGGUCUCAUUGAAAAAUCAUGAUCUGACAGAAUUAUUGAGAGGAGCAAACGUACUUCUAUUGUGCGCCAUAAAAAUAAUAAAAACCGAACGGCAUUCUCCCAGACUUAAAGAGAUUCGAGGGAUGAUACUUGAUUGUAAAAGGGGUAAGAGCAGGGCUGCUAUUGCAAUCCCGUCGCUUUGCUUUUCCGGGGUGGCGCGUGAUUGAUGGUCGGCCGUAAAAAUUCUUCACCUCCCAAUACAAAAUCUUCUUUGAUUGAUUUCUUUUUGGGCAUUCCAACAAUGCCUGGUUCAUUUGUGUGCGUACGCGAUGCGUACACGGACUCCGUUUCCAUCAUUAGACAACUGUAAGAAGAAUAUAUAUGUAGUAGGUAUUACGAUAUAUACUGUAAUAUAUUUGUUGAGAUCGAGAUCGUCAUACGCCUCUCUUGAUUUUAGAUAGCACACAUUUAAUUAUUAUUACACAAUUCGCUCACCUGUCUAUGCGAUACGUUGUACUCUUUUGAUUCAAGUGAGCGCGGGAUGUUUCUCAUGCACGAUUUCAUACGGAUUCGGAUGACGACUCGGAGCCGCAAAAUUUUUUCUAUUGCACCAACAUCGCAGUUUCCGUGAUUACAACAUUCGUCGGAAACUUAACGGGCAUGAUUAAUCACGAGAUCAUAUUUUCCGAGAACGAGCCUUCAGAAUAAAACGUUCGGUCGUUAGAUUCGAUGCGGUAAAAGUAUAAAAUGUAGUAAUAAAAGCAGAUCUUUAUGCGAAGUCAUCGCAUGAGGCAGUCACACGUUCUUAAUAUCUAUAAGAUCGGACAUCUCAGAGAAAGAAAGAGAGAGAGAGAGAGAGAGAGAGAGAGAGAUGUAUAAAUCUAUCGUUAUAAAAAGAAACGUAUAUUAUAUAUCGACAGUCUCGUGUUCGGAUAAUUUACAUACGCUGCCUUUCCCGAAUGAAUAAUAAUUAAAAAACGAAAAGAGCGUCGAAGCCCCAGGAUGUUCUUAUACACUCUUCAAGCGCUGCAUAACGUGAAAACGCUGCAUAGGCAUACGUACUUACACGCAGCACAGACACAGACACACACACACACACACACACACACACACACACAUACAUACAUACAUACAUACACACACAUGCAUACACAUACACAUGCAGAGAUCCAUGUACACCUGACACACAGAAGUAAGAUAAGAUACUUAUACGUACGUGUUCGGCAACGAUCGCACCCGGUUUCCUUAGGCUCGGCCGUUAGUUGACCGAUCUAUUAUCAUUAAGAACAAAAGACGAGACACAGAGUUAUAUCACACGCAGCCCGCAUUCUUCCGAAAUACUAUCGAGAUAUUCGACUUGCCGUCUGAUUUAUAAAAGUUGAUGUACAACGUUAUAGUUUUAUCCCGGUUUUCAAUGUUUACUGUACUAUAUAAGAUUGUAAUAUAGUCGUUGGGCCAAAUAAAGCUCGUUUUUCGACAUAAGCGUA